This is a messenger RNA of Pogona vitticeps (central bearded dragon), 2377 nucleotides long. It is a transcript of the gene NARF, whose product is annotated as nuclear prelamin A recognition factor. The record is from RefSeq and is a predicted model, not a curated record. NCBI's taxonomy places the organism in Eukaryota, Metazoa, Chordata, Lepidosauria, Squamata, Agamidae.
ACGUGACAGCGCUCAGGUCUACAAUGAAGGCUUGGCAACGCCGGGGGAGGAGGAGGAGGAGGAGGAGGGAGGACCCGCAAGGCGCCCCCAAAGAUAAGAGCCCGAAAGAAGAGCUCCUGGUGCCCGACUUAGGGGCCCUUCAAGAGCUCCCGCUUACCUCCUGCGUCCCCCUCUUCCCCCACACCCCGGUUGUCAUCCUGUCUCUCCCCCCACCAUACCCGCCUUCGUCUGGGAAUACCGGGGAUCCUUCCUAUGUCUGCUAGGGGUGCGAUUUGGGACUGGAGUGAAUGGUGCGGCCAGGAGACGGCUGGAGGCGCCGCGGCUCUGCUGCAGUGCAGACUGAAGCAGGUGAAAAGAAGAAGACGACGUUGCUUCCUUGUCUAGAUCUCUUGGCUGAGGACACAGCCGUGACAUUUAUAGUGAGACUCAAUUGAACCACCCAGCAAAUUAAAAGGGAAGCCCCACAAAUGAAGUGCGAAAACUGUACCAAAAAUGAAUGUAGUAAAAAACAGAAGAAUGGUGACCAACAAAAUACACCGGUUGAUGUCCUCGAUUCAGAUAGUGAAAAUCAUGAGACAAGUGAAUUCCAUAGGUUGGCUAAUGCUAAAAUAUUCCUUAGCGAUUGCCUAGCUUGUGAUAAUUGCAUAACUUCAGAUGAAGCGGUCAGAAUUUUCCAGCAGAAUCAGAAGGAGCUCUUCCGUGUACUCAGUCUUAAUAAGAAAUGUGAUACCUCAAAACACAAAGUGUUGGCAGUGUCUGUAUGUCCUCAGUCCUUGCCUUAUUUUGCUGCUAAAUUCAAUCUCUCUGUAACAGAAGCAGCCAAGAAGCUUUGCAGUUUCCUCAAAAGUCUUGGAGUGCAUUAUGUGUUUGACAUCACAAUAGCUGCUGAUUUUAGUAUUCUAGAGAGCCAGAAGGAAUUUGUGCAGAGGUACAACCAUCACCAUCAAGAAGAACAUGCCUUACCGAUGUUUGCUUCAGCUUGCCCAGGUUGGAUCCAGUAUGCAGAGAGAGUCCUCUCCAGCCUAGUAACACCGCACAUCUGCACUGCAAAGUCACCGCAGCAAAUCAUGGGUUCCCUCAUCAAGGGUUAUUUUGCCAGGCAGCAGAAUCUAUUUCCUGAUAAAAUUUUCCACAUAAUUGUGGCGCCAUGUUAUGACAAAAAACUAGAAGCCUUGCGAGAAGACUUCUAUACUCCUUUGUAUAAUUCUCAAGAUGUUGAUUGUGUCUUAACAUCAGGUGAAGUCUUCCAAAUAAUGGAGCAAAGAAAUGUAUCCUUGAAAGAAAUUCCCGAAGUGGCCUUUGAUACUUUGUUCGGUGAACAAAAGGAGAGCGAGUUAAUACGGCACGAUGGAAGAAGGUCAGAUGGUUACUUGGAGCACAUAUUUAAGCAUGCUGCCAAGGAACUCUUUGAUACUGACGUGAAAGAACUCACAUACAAAGUAUUAAAAAACAAAGACUUCAAGGAGGUCACACUAGAAAAGGACGGCCAGACCGUGCUGCGCUUUGCAGCAGCUUAUGGCUUCCGAAACAUCCAGAACAUGGUCCUGAGGAUGAAAAAGGGAAAGUGUUCCUACCACUUCGUAGAAGUUUUGGCCUGUCCUGGAGGGUGCUUAAAUGGGAAGGGUCAGGCUGAGAUGGAAGACGGGAAACCAAACAAAGCUCUGGUCAAGCAGAUGGAGGAUAUGUAUGCCGCAGUUCCUGUCCGACUUCCUGAAACGAAUGGAUAUGUGCAGAAGCUUUAUCAGGAAUGGCUGGAAGGGAUGGACUCCGUGAAGGUCCAGGAAUCACUGCACACAAAGUACAGCACCGAAAAACCAGCUGCCAACAGUUUGGAUAUCAAAUGGUGACCCAUCAGAUUGCAAGACUUGCAGUAGGUUUGUUAGACAUGCAGCCUGAACAACGCUUCUAUGCAACUGGAGCCUGAGGGUACUGGUUAAAUUUGUGAACAGGCUAAAGAACAGGUCCUCAACUGGGAUGUUGUACAUUCAGACUGUUUCUUUAUUCACUGUAUAGCUGGAUUGUUUUAUUUUAUCAGAGCCUGAUAGGGUAUGUUAUCUGAGGAACGUCUCUUGAAUGUAGUGAUCCUUUCAGCUUCUGAUCUUGGGACAGAAGAAGCAUGACAGAAUCACGGCAUGUUACGAUGUGCAUCAGUUUGAAUCCUUUGGUAUGUGGGUCUGUGUGCCAAAAGUCCAGUGCUGUGGAUUUCAUUGUUCUCAAAAAGGUUCUAUGUUGACAGUUUAUCUAAGGCUUUGAAUCAUUAUCAAACGUAAUAAGAUGCCAAAUUAUUAUAACAGAAAUGCACCAGUGGGGUAAAUUCCUACUUACUCAUAUAGGUAUUCCACUUUACCAAGGAAGAUCCCAGUAGUCUGGGUAGAAC